This is a messenger RNA of Recurvomyces mirabilis, 705 nucleotides long. RefSeq lists its product as uncharacterized. NCBI's taxonomy places the organism in Eukaryota, Fungi, Ascomycota, Dothideomycetes, Mycosphaerellales, Teratosphaeriaceae. The record is from RefSeq and is a predicted model, not a curated record. Gene Ontology annotation, biological process: glutathione catabolic process. Gene Ontology annotation, cellular component: cytoplasm. Gene Ontology annotation, molecular function: gamma-glutamylcyclotransferase activity; glutathione specific gamma-glutamylcyclotransferase activity. The coding region runs from base 1 to 705 and encodes 234 amino acids. The transcript has 4 exons.
AUGGCCGACCAAGAGACUGGAGACCUGUGGCUGUUCGGCUAUGGAUCACUGAUCUGGAAGCCCCCGCCACAUUAUGGUAUGGAAUUUCAAGUACGAGGAGACGAUUCGGGCCUGAUACGAUUCAAACAGACCUCCGAGUACCUGGCUACAUCGAAAACUACGUUCGCCGCUUUUGGCAGCCAAGACCAUCGCGGAACACCAGAAGCUCCUGGCCGAGUCGUCACCUUGAUCGAUCGACAGCUCUGGGAGACUCUGACCGACGAACAUGCAUCUGCUCCACCACGGGUCUGGGGAGCUGCUUAUCGGAUACCGGCGAACCACGUCAAGGAGGCAAAGGAGUACCUUGAUAUACGAGAGAUCAAUGGAUAUAGUAUCCAAUACACGCCCUUUAACCAAGACAUGUCCGCCACCAUGCAGACAGUCCACACUGCACACGAUUCCACUUCCUCCGGGAACACGCCCAAGCAGAUCCAAUGUCUAGUCUACAUCGGCCUACCAGAUAAUCCUCAGUUCCUCGGCCCACAGGAUCCACAAGCACUGGCUGAGCAUAUCGUCAGGUCUCGUGGUCCAAGUGGGGAGAAUAAGGAUUAUCUGUAUCAGCUCGAGACGGCGCUGAAUGGCUUGAGUGAGGGAAGUGAGGAUGAACAUAUCAGUGAUCUUGCUAGACGAUGUAGAGACAUCGAGGCAGCAGGGAAGAAGCCCUAA